AUGACAGGCUGUAAAGCAAGAUUAAUUAUAAAAAAAAAAAAUUACAACAAUAAAUGUAACAACAAUAAAUGUAGCAACAAUAAAUGUAGCAACAAAAAAUGUAGCAACAAAAAAUGUAGCAACAAAAAAUGUAGCAACAAUAAAUAUAGUAACAAUAAAUAUAGUAACAAAAUAAAGAAAAAAAGCAAAGGAAAAAAUGAGCAUGGGGAUAAUAUUGAUGAGAGAUCCCUAUUGCAAAAAGAAAUUGAUGAAAAACUAGGGAUUGUUGUAGAGGAAAAUAAAAAAAAACAAUAUGAAGAACAGUGGAAAAGUAAUAUAAACAAAAAUGACAGUAAUAGUAUUAGUGAAAAACCAAAUAUAAAUGUGGAAGAUAGUAAAAAUGAUAAAAAGAAAGAUAAAAGUAGAAAGUAUAAAAAUAACUUAACCAUAAUUGAUAAACAUGUUUUAACAUCACACGAGUUUAAAACAUUACCAAUAAGUAAAAGGACCUUAAAAGCUUUAAAUGAAAACAACUUUGUGCAUAUGACAAAUAUACAAUCCGUGUCUAUACCGAUUGUUUUAUUAAAUAAACAUAUUUAUGCUCAAGCCCAAACAGGUACAGGGAAAACUUUAUGCUUUUGUAUACCUUUAGUUGAAAAAAUGUAUAGGAAUAGUAUUGAUAGCUAUAAUAAAAUUUUGGGAGGAUUAAUAAUAACUCCAACCAGAGAAUUAGUAUUUCAAAUUUUUGAAGUUUUAAACAUGUUAAAUAAAUAUCAUAAAUUAAAUAUUUGUUGUGCAAUAGGGGGAAAAGAUGAAGAAAGAGAAAAAUGUAUUUUUAGUUAUGCCAAUAUUAUUGUGUGCACAACUGGAAGACUACUAUUCCAUUUGGAAAAUAAUUAUUACUGCAAUUUAGAUUAUUUAAGUACUCUUGUAAUUGAUGAAAUAGAUAAAUUAAUUGACAAAAGUUUUUAUGAUAAUUUAAAAAACAUUUUAUUAUAUAAACCAAAGGAAAAUUGUCAGAUAUGUUUAUUUUCAGCAACGAUAUGUAAAUUUUUAAAUAUUAUAUUAAAAACGUUUUGUGUGAAAGAUUAUGAAUAUGUCAGUAUUAAUGACAAUGAUAAAUAUAUAGAAAAUAAUAAUGUGCAACAAAUUUUUAUCGAAUGCAGUAUUUAUAAUAAAAUUAAUUAUUUGUAUACUUUUUUAUUUUCAAAAAAAAAUAAAAAAAUAAUUGUUUUUUUCUCAACAUGUAAACAAGUUCGAUUUAUGUAUGAAGCUUUUAAAAAGAUAAAAGUUGGUGUUAUGAAAUUUUUACAAUUACAUGGAAAAUUAAAACAAACGUCUAGAUUAAACACAUAUCAUUUUUUUUCAAAAAAACAAAAUUUUGUUUGUUUAUUUACUACCGAUAUUGCUUGUAGAGGGUUAGAUUUCGCUUCAGUGGAUUGGGUUAUACAUUUUGAUUUUCCAGAAACUGUCGAAACCUUUAUUCACAGGUCAGGUAGAACAGGUAGAUUUACGAAUGUUGGUAAUAGCCUUAUAUUUUUAACAAGUGAAAUUGAUGAUAAAAAAAUAUUUUUACAUGUUUUAAAAGAAAACAAUAUAGAAAUUAAGGAAAAGUUUAUUAAAAAACAAAAGCUAUUCGAUAUAAGCAAUAAAAUACACUCUUUAAAUGCUGCUUUUGUUGAAAUAAAAUAUCUAGCAAAAAAGGCGUUAGUUAUAUAUUUAAGACAUUUGUACAUUGUUAUGAAAUUUAAGGAUAUAAAGAAAAUAGAUUUAAACCAGCUGGCUUACGCAUAUGGCUUGAUUGAAUUUUCCGCGGAUAUGAUGGAAGAAUUGAACAUAUCUUCAAAUAACAAAGUAGCCGUUAACAGGAAGAGGACACGGUUCGAAAAGUAUUUGGAAAUAUUGAAUAGUAAGAAGCUAAAGAAGAGAAGCGAACGAAAAGAAGGGAAGACAGAGGAAAGGGCGGAGGAAGAGGUAAGGGAAGAGGAAGUGUCAAACGGGGGGAACACACACAAAUGUGUUUUAAAUAGCAAACGUAGCAGUUAUAACCAAAAUGAAAAAGAUAGUAUUAUAUUCAGUUCAGAGAAGAAGAACAAAAUUUUGAAUGAUUAUAAACAUAAUGAUAUAAGUGAUAAUGAAAUUUUGGUAGAUAGGCAUAUAGAAGAAUUAGACGAUGAUUUUUUUAAACCAAAAAAGGUUGAAAUAGAAGAUAACUCCCUAAUAUUACUGCCAACUAGAAAAAGAAAGAAACGAGUUAAAGUAGCUAAAACUUUAAGUAAUAGUAUUUUAUAUGAUGAGGAUGGGAAUGAAAUAAAUGAUGAUAAAACUAAAUUAAAAAUUUUACUUGAUGAAUUAAAUGAAGAUAAAAAAGAUGGUAACCAAGAUGAAGAAGAUGAACAUAUUGACAUAUUUAAUGAAAAAACAUACAUUGAGUCGCUGAAAGAAAAAGUUGAAAAGGAUAACGAACAAACAAAAUUUAGCAAGCUAAGAAAAAAAGAAAAAGUUAUACAAUUAAAAAUGAGUGACUCAUAUAGCUCGGAUGAACAUUCUGAUCUUGCGAAAAAUCCUUUGUACGAUGAAAAUGAAGAGUCAUGUAGUUCCUGUGAUAAUAAUAACACAUAUAAAAAUUUAGAACAAAAAGCAGAUGAUUCCUUUAUUAAAGAUAAAAGAAACAGAAAAUUACACAAUAAUAAGAGUGAAACAAAAAUGAGCGAAGAAAAUAUAAACGAAGAUAUAUCAUGUUUAGAAAAUAAAGUAUUGGCAUUUUUAUAG
Messenger RNA from Plasmodium malariae, 2751 nucleotides. RefSeq names its product ATP-dependent RNA helicase DBP4, putative (gene DBP4). Gene Ontology annotation, cellular component: nucleus. Gene Ontology annotation, molecular function: ATP binding; nucleic acid binding; RNA helicase activity. The transcript is spliced from 2 exons. The record is from RefSeq and is a predicted model, not a curated record. Bases 1 to 2751 code for a protein of 916 amino acids. Lineage: Eukaryota; Apicomplexa; Aconoidasida; Haemosporida; Plasmodiidae. Gene Ontology annotation, biological process: rRNA processing.